AUAAUUUCUGUGAUAUAGGUUAAAUAUUGAACAAUCAAGCACCAAACGAUCUUCACAAUCUCCUUCACAUUCUUCACAAACUUUCCAAUCUACACAAUCAUCACAAUCCUCUAUGACUUUUUCUCAGGAGACUAUUACCCUUUCCCCUAGUAUAUCCUACAAUCCUGCACGGUACGGAGGUAUCGAUAAUAUCAGUCCGGACAGAUCCCAGCUAGUCAGGUCUGGUUCUAAAAGUGCUGGAGACAAAUACUCGCCCAAAAAAUCCUCCAACUCAAGUCCUCAAAAUGCGCGAAAGAACCUGUUCGGUGGUCGGCCUGAAAUCCCCCAACAUGAUCCGUUCACCCCGACCAAAAGAAGGGACCCUGACUACACGCCGUACUACGUGACAAACUUUGAAUAUAUUCUGGCGUGUGUCCUGGACUGCACAGAUGACAGGGAACUCUUUAACCAGGAGGAACUGAGGUUGUUUAACCGUAAGCAUGCUUGGAUUUCGGAAACAAAUAUUAAAUAUGACGAAUGUCCGGAAAUAGAAAAGAGUGCGUGUAUAUUAGUGUCUGCAGGCCUGCUGUUGGACAAGAUGCAGCUUGAUGACCUAUCUGACAGUUUGAAUAUUCUGCACACGCCCGAAAUUAAAACAAUAGCCAAGGAGUUUAAUGUAUCCCCCAAAAUAUCUAACAAGCAUGAAAUAAUUGAUGAACUAAAGAAAAUGUGCUCCAAGAAAACAAUGUUCCAGACUUCUAGCUCACUGUUGAAUAAGGUAUUAAGAAGAGCUAAAUCACUUGGUGGAAAUUGUUACAAGCUUCAAACCCAUCCCAGAUCUGUCCUUAACAGGAUCCUGUGUUUGUGGGGAGUAUCCCAAUGGUGGAAUGAGAGAGAAGAUGACCGGCCUCCUAACUCUUUAACAUCACUGUUCCUGUUCAGUAAUCAGGGUAGAGCUACCUUCCCUCUUUACAAUAUUAUCAGAGAACGGCGAGUUUUCCGAGAUAGGGAGGAUCUAGUGAGGUUCGAGGCUGCUGUGAGGCUAGAGGACAAGGUGGAGACCGCCCUCAACAACAAGGACUGGGAGGCCGGGUAUACAGCAUACAAGGAUAUAUUGGCGGAGUAUGAGAGGUUGCAACUGGAUUCUGAGCUAAUGAGAACAGUAGAAGAUCUACCAAUCUUCCUGAGGAAACUAACUGCUCCAGCAGUUCUAGCAUACGGGCUUAGCAGGUGUGUUGAGUUAUUGGAGAAAAUGAAGAAUUAUUCUGAAGCAGUAAUUUUACUCGAGAAACUUUUGUUAACUGAUUUCCUCUAUAGAUAUAGGGGAGUUUGGUAUGAACGCUUAUGCUUGGAUCUUGAAACACAUUUGAAGAGACCAAUGGAUGCCCUUGGCAAGAUUGAAUUGGCUUUACAGGAUAAGAUGGUUAGGGGUGGAAGACGACUAUCCUUAUCUCAGAGAAUAUUAAAGAUCUGUAGAUCAAAGAAGAAUGCCAACUUAGAAACUAAACUAGAAGAAUACCAAGGGAGAGAAGACUGGCAAGAUCCAAGCUCACAGGACCUACCUGUAGUUGUUAUAUCCGGGAAAAUGGUAUCCAAAGAUGGUGUAUCCGGAACAAAAUCUAUAUUUAUGCUGACUACCCCGGAUGGCGGAACUACUUACUGUAAUGUCGAGGAACUUGUGAGGGAACACUACAAGGAUCAAGGAUUGUAUGAAGGAUCGCAUGCUGAGGGUGCAGUUCUAAACUCAAUCCUUGGUUUACUAUUCUGGGACGAAAUCUACCUAGAGAAGGUACCUGAUGCUUUCCGUGAUCCAACCCAGACCAUUCCGCUAGAUUUUCAGUGUGCAAAAAUAUGUUCUCACUGUUACAAAAUAGGCCAAAAAUAUUGGGAUACAGACGACUUUUAUCCAAACAGAAAAGAUGUAAUAGACGCCAGACUUAAACAGAUUGCUGAGUGUAGCGGUGAUGAGGUCUGCAGGAUGCUGGUAGAUUCCUACACAACAAACUUUAAUGUUAGCAGUAUAGUAUCCUGGGAUAGGUUUAGAGGUUCAGAGCAUCUCGCAGGUUUAAUCAAGUGUAUUCCUCCUCUUCAGCUUUCAUUAAUACUGGAGAGAUUGAUUAAAGAUCAUAGAACAUACAGGUCUGGAUUACCUGACCUGACGCUGUGGAAUCCUGAAACUGAAGAACUUAAGUUUGUUGAGGUGUUUUUCCUGAGUAUUGGUGUGUGCAGUGAGGUUUGCCAUGUUGAUCCUACGGGUAGCUUAGACGCUAGGGGGUUCAAACAAUCAACGAAAAAAUACUCCCCUCUUAAAGAGCAAAAAACUCUAAAAAUUAAGAAGAAUCGGAAAACUUCCAAUUCGGAUUUUGUUGAGGAUUUUGAUGAAAGAAAAGCAGAUUCAGUAUCAGGAAUUUCUCCGCUCAAAGAGAAGAAAAUAAACCCUAGAAAAUCCGGGAAAGAGUCCAAGUUUACAAAAUCUGCGAAAUGUAAGAGGAGGGAAAGCAUUGAAGAAGAUGCUAUUACUGGGAAAGACCUUACAGCUAGAAAAGCCAGAGUAACUAAGAAAACUUAA
Molecule: messenger RNA, 2548 nt
Organism: Eurytemora carolleeae
Lineage: Eukaryota; Metazoa; Arthropoda; Copepoda; Calanoida; Temoridae
Product: fanconi-associated nuclease 1-like
Exons: 23
Coding region: 113-2548 (811 amino acids)
Biological process (GO): interstrand cross-link repair
Cellular component (GO): nucleus
Molecular function (GO): flap-structured DNA binding; 5'-3' exonuclease activity; 5'-flap endonuclease activity
Source: RefSeq, a predicted model, not a curated record